CUCAACUUCAUUAUAAUGGCGUGAGCGUGAGCAUGACGGGCAACGAAUCGUAUACACUCCACAUUCUAGCCUGCAAAACCUUCAACGAUAAGUAAAAAACAAAACCAGAAACCCAUUUGUAUCGUACUCUCCUUCGCAUCCUUCUCGCAUCAAAAAUAUACCAUAAUGCCACUCAAAACUUCCUUUGCCCCACGAAGAAACGGCGUAGUCUGAACCUUGUAGAUGUACAAUCUCUGUUUUCGGCUUUCGUGAAUCGUUUCUGUUGUGGGUUUUUUGCUGUUGAUGUUGCAAUAUACAUAGGUGUAUUAAAUAUAUUGAUAGUUUGUAUCUCAAGUUGGUGGAAGGAUUUUUGUGAUCAUGGAAAGAGACGGAGAGUGGUCGAAUGAGAUCCCUAAUGCGUCCUAUUUCGAUUUGCUUCAACAAUAUCAACAAGGUUUGUCACCGGCGAGCAGAGUUACUCUGCAGUCUGUGAACUCUCUUCCAAGUCCUUCCAGAGAUGGGUUUUGUUUAUCUGACGAUAUUUCGCCAUAUUCAAGUUCUUUCGAGGGGUCUAGGUAUGAAACACCGAGUUAUCAUUUGAGGAUGGAUUCUAAAUCACCCGAUUCUGGUAACAACUUCAAUGAGAAGUUAGUGGAUGAACUGGGUUUGUCUCAAAAUUUCUACAGAAUGAAAAUUUCAAAUGAUGUCAAUGAUGAUAGAGGUAUAAUGAGUUGUUUGGGUGGGAAUGUUCAUUACCAGAUCGGAAAAUAUGCCACAUGGAAUGGUUUUGACAAUGGAGUUCUUGAUUCUGAAGGGUUUAGAUUGUCUAGUGGAUUGAGUGUUGAUGAGGAUUUAAAUUCUACUUUGCUUAAUGGACGAGGUGGAGGCAUGAGGGGCGAUUCAUUUGGGUCUUUUCUUGCUCGUAAUCAGGAUGGUAAUCUGUGUUCUGACUCUCAUUGUAGCUGUGGUAGGGGAUUUCAAUUACAGAACCCAUUGAGUUCAAGGCCUUACAUUCAUGGUGCCUUUGGUGGAUCAAAACAAUGUGAAAUGAAUUCUUUAGGAGAUACAGGUAUCAGAGACUCAUUUGGUACCCCUCAUAUGAUGCACCAAAACCUGGCUUUGGAUGCUGACGUUUCAUUGUACAAUUGUUCAGGUGUAAAAUCGAAUACUAGAACAAUCCAAAAGGACCUUAACGGCAGGAUAGUUCCUCAGUGUCUAGCUUCUAUGAAAUGUGCUGGGGACAUAGAGGCCUUUAACUGUGAGGAGAGUUUGAUAAUACAAGGGAAUAAUUUGAAACAUAUCAUCAACAGGGAAAAAGAUAUGUCUAAGGGUUCCAAGAAGCACUCCUGCAAUGAAAUUGUCAUAGGAAAUCCACAAGAGACAAACAGCCUACCGGAGAGUCCUUCAUGGUACGGAGGAAUUUGUGAAAAUGUCAGGAGGCCAAGUAGUUUUUGUCCAUCACAGACGCUGCUAAGUACCACUUCCUUGGCUGAGGUCCAGGGAUACAUAUAUGCGAUGGCACAGGAUCAGAAUGGUUGUCGAUUCUUGCAGAGGAUGUUUGAUGAGGGUACCAGUCAAGAUGUGCAAAUAAUACUCGAUGAAGUUAUUGAUCACGUUGUUGAACUCACUAUGAAGCCUUUUGGAAAUUACCUUGUGCAGAAGUUGUUGGAUGUAUGCAAUGAGGGACAAAGAAUGCAGAUUCUGCUCAUGGUGGCUAGAGAACCAGGACAACUAGUCAGAAUAUCCUUGAACACAUAUGGCACACGUGUGGUGCAGAAGCUGAUCGAGACUCUCAAAAGCAGGCAACAAAUCUUGUUAGUCAUAUCAGCCCUAAAACCUGGUGUUCUUGACCUUAUUAUGGAUUUGAAUGGAAAUCAUGUGAUCCAGCGUUGCUUGCAAUGCCUUAGCAAUGAGGAAAAUAAGUUCAUUUUUGAAACUGCUGCAAAGUUUUCUGUUGAUAUUGCGACUCAUCGACAUGGAUGUUGCGUGCUGCAACGAUGCAUUGCACAUUCCACUGGAAAAUAUCAAGAUAAGUUAAUUACUGAAAUAUCCAAGAAUGGGCUUCUCCUUGCUCAAGAUCCUUUUGGAAAUUAUGUCAUUCAGUAUAUUAUAGAGCUAAAGAAUCCAGCUGCCUUUGCUAUUUUGAUUUCUCAGUUCAGCGGCCAAUACGUUCAGCUCUCAAUGCAGAAAUUUGGUAGCCAUGUUGUCGAAAAAUGUCUCAAGCAUUUCGCAGACAGCAGAUCAAAAAUUGUUCAUGAAUUGCUCUCUGUCUCUCACUUUGACCGGUUAUUGCAAGAUCCAUACGCCAACUAUGUAAUUCAGUCGGCUUUAGGAGUUACAAAGGGUCACCUAAAUGCAUUGCUGGUUGAAGCAGUUAGUCCCCAUGCAGUUUUACGUACGAGCCCAUACUGCAAGAGGAUUUUCUCCCGGAAUGUCUUGAAGAAAUGAUGUACAGUUUUCCAGUGCCCAGCUAUGCUAUUCCCAGAAGUUUUUAAGUGGUCAUGUGUGCUAGUUAUAACCAUCUUGUUCCAUUAUGUAGAUUAUGCAUCAGAGUAAGAUGACUGUAACUUGCAUAGGAAGAGAAGGUUUCCAUUGCAGCUGUUUAUGAUGUAGAUACUUUAUGUAUUAUUCUGUUGUCAUGUUGUUGCUCUAAACUUCCAUGUACAUGGCCAGAGUCUCAUCUGUCUGUUUCAGAGUUUUGUAAACGGGAUGUUUGGAUA
Molecule: messenger RNA, 2699 nt
Organism: Tripterygium wilfordii
Lineage: Eukaryota; Viridiplantae; Streptophyta; Magnoliopsida; Celastrales; Celastraceae
Product: putative pumilio homolog 7, chloroplastic
Exons: 5
Coding region: 358-2427 (689 amino acids)
Biological process (GO): post-transcriptional regulation of gene expression
Cellular component (GO): cytoplasm
Molecular function (GO): mRNA binding
Source: RefSeq, a predicted model, not a curated record